Molecule: messenger RNA, 531 nt
Organism: Schistocerca piceifrons (Central American locust)
Lineage: Eukaryota; Metazoa; Arthropoda; Insecta; Orthoptera; Acrididae
Exons: 3
Coding region: 1-531 (176 amino acids)
Molecular function (GO): protein dimerization activity
Source: RefSeq, a predicted model, not a curated record
AUGGCGACAGACAUGUUCCGGUACAUGUUCGCUUGCGCUGGCGGCAAGGAGGAGGGCUACCAACAGCAGCAGAGGGUGCAGCAGCUGUUCCAGCCGGCGGGCCAGCAGCUGGACGCGCUGUCGGACGGCUGCCACACGCCGAGCCCAGGCAGCCAGCGGUCCGUCACCCCCGGCUGCGAGGCCGCCGCGGCAACCCCGGGUCCCGACCUGCUGCCGCGGUACACCGCCCUCAUGCCGCCACUGCACCUCGCCUACAGGGAAUCAGUGGAGGAGUUCAUCGCACCAGACCUGCACCCACUGGUGCUGCGCUACGGCGAGCAGCAACAGCCGGCGCCUGCUGCGGUGAAGCAGGAGCUGUGCAAGGUGGAGCAACUGAGGUACGCCGUGCAGCAGCCGCUGAACCUCAACAGGGCGUUCGACCGGCUACGCACGCACCUGCCCUCGCUCGGCAACGACCGGCAGCUCUCCAAGUACGAGACGUUGCAGAUGGCGCAGACCUACAUCACCGCCCUCUACGACCUCUUGCAGUAG